AUGACGAAUUUGAACCCCCAUCAAGUCGGAAUUAAUCUGACAAUCUCUCAAGAUGGAUCAGAUUAUGGUAUAUACUUCACAUUCGAUGUUAAGAACGAUGAUAUUGAUGAAGUUGUAAGCGAACUAGUUAAAACUUGUAAUCUUGAUGAAGAAGAGGGUUUAGAGCUAAAAAGAGUAAUGGAAUCUCAGUUACAACAAGCAAUUGGACAAUUACCACCACCGGAAAUCACUCAUUCAAAUACAAAACCGAAAUAUUAUUUCGAACCGUCGGAUGAUGCAGAUUUAGCAAACGAAAAAGAAUAUCAAGCAUUACUAGCUCAACAAAGGAAAGCAUUAGCUGAUAUCGAAUCACGACAUGACAGAGAACAAAAAGAAAUGAUCUCGAGACUUAAAGGAGUCCCCGUUAACAGUCACAAAAUUGUAGAUGACUUAAUCGUAUUUAGUUGA
Molecule: messenger RNA, 447 nt
Organism: Trichomonas vaginalis G3
Lineage: Eukaryota; Parabasalia; Trichomonadida; Trichomonadidae
Exons: 1
Coding region: 1-447 (148 amino acids)
Source: RefSeq, a predicted model, not a curated record